Molecule: messenger RNA, 3431 nt
Organism: Lotus japonicus
Lineage: Eukaryota; Viridiplantae; Streptophyta; Magnoliopsida; Fabales; Fabaceae
Product: NAD kinase 2, chloroplastic-like
Exons: 8
Coding region: 192-3200 (1002 amino acids)
Biological process (GO): NAD+ metabolic process; NADP+ biosynthetic process
Molecular function (GO): NAD+ kinase activity
Source: RefSeq, a predicted model, not a curated record
GACCAGACAUGUUGCCUCCACCACCAAAAUUCCUAUUAUCCCCUCCAUCUUCACACCACACACCAUUUUCUUCUUCUUUUUCAACUCAAAUAAAUAAAUAGUAAAUAACAACAAUAAUGCUUCAUCAAGAAAAAUAAAUAAAAAAGAAGAUCAUUUCUUUUUUAUUUUUUUUAAUUGGUUCUUGAACGCCGAUGGUAGCAUGUGUCGACAUGGCAUUCUCCGACGUCGUUCUGCCACCGUCGUCGUGCCUCUGCUUCUUCAAGCCGCCGCCACCGUCGUCGUCGCAGCUCACCAAUGCUAGAAUCAUGGGCUUCGGCUUCGAGUUUCACAGGAAUGGAAGAAGAAAGCUUCGACGAAAACACCUCAAGUUCGUCAUCACCGCUCAACUCUCCAACUCGUUUUCCUUGAGCUUCGGUCUCGACUCUCCGAGCUUCAAUUCCCUCCAGUCUCAUGAUCCAUCACAGUUAUCAUGGAUGGGUCCAGUUCCAGGUGAUAUUGCUGAAGUGGAGGCAUAUUGUAGGAUUUUUAGGAAUUCUGAAAGGCUUCAUUCUGCUUUAAUGGAUGCGUUAUGUAAUCCGUUGACCGGUGAAUGUAGUGUCUCGUAUGAGGUUUCGUCGGAGGAGAAGCCUCAGUUAGAAGAUAAAAUAGUUUCUGUCCUUGGAUGCAUGAUAUCCCUUGUGAACAAAGGGAGAGAGGAUGUUCUUUCCGGAAGGUCAUUGAUUACGAAGCCCUUUCGUGUUGUUGAGGUUAGUACGGCGACUACGAUGGAGGAUAAGCUCCCUCCGCUUGCUGUUUUUAGGAGGGAAAUGAAAAGGUGUUGUGAGAGCUUGCAUGUUGCCCUUGAGAAUUAUUUAGAACCUGGUGACGACCGAAGCUUGAAUGUAUGGAGGAAACUUCAGAGACUGAAGAAUGUCUGCUAUGAUCCUGGUUUUCCUCGCGGGGAGGGUUGUCCUUGUCAUACAGUGUUUGCAAAUUGGAGUCCUGUAUAUUUGUCUAGUUCUAAAGAUGAGGCAGAAUCCAAAGACUCCGAGGCAGCUUUUUGGACUGGUGGUCAGGUAACAGAAGAAGGCUUAAAGUGGUUACUGGAUAAAGGAUAUAAAACGAUCAUAGAUCUUAGAGCGGAGAAUGUCAAAGAUCAUUUCUAUCAACCAGCUUUGCAAGAUGCUAUUUCGUCUGGAAGAAUUGAGUUGGUGAAAAUCCCAGUUGAAGUUAUGACUGCACCUACAAUGGAACAGGUUAUGAGGUUUGCAUCUUAUGUUUCAGAUUGCAGCAAAAGGCCUAUAUAUCUUCACAGCAAGGAGGGAGUUUGGAGAACAUUUUCCAUGGUCUCCCGAUGGAGGCAGUACACGACUCGUUCUACAUCACAGAUUGAUUCUAAUCCACCAGUUGCUCCCUAUAAAAUUUAUAGAAAUGGAUCUGGGGAACUGCUGGACUCUUCACUGACUGCAGAGAGAUCCUCCCUGGAAAAAGAUAUCGAUUCAUCGCAAGACAAUGCAGGCUCUGAUAGAAUCAACACUGAAAACAAUUAUGAUGAAAAAACAGAAGGUAAUGCGGCCUUAACUGGAACUACUCCUGAUAAUGGGAAAUUAUUAAAAACCACUGCUGCUAAUGAGGAAGGAUCUUUUCCAAGUUUCUUCAGUGAAAUUAACCCUUUAAAAGCUCAAGUUCCUCCUCGUGAUAUCUUUUCCAAAGCAGAGAUGUCCAAAUUUAUGGGAAGCAGGAAGAUCUCAUCUCCACAAUCAAGGAAAUUGCAUGUUGGUAGACUACAGAAGGGUGUGAUUGUUGACACUGGUGCUAAUCCUGUACCGAAAACUGUAAAACCUGAAAGUUCAAAUGGGGCAACCCAUGUUGAUUAUCCGUCUGGAGAGUCCCAGAUUACAGGUGGUGGCAAUUUGAAGUUAGUGAAUGGGAGUACGUCUAGUUCUGUUAGGUCAACAGUAAAUGCAUUUAGUAAAGGAGGAUUGCAUCAUGUGACUAAUGGCAAUGUCUCCAACAUUGCAAACAAUGAUAAUGUGACAUCUAGCUCUGAAAGGGUUGAAGAUGGCAUGGUUAAGGCUGGGUUAGCCUUACAUGAUGAAGACUUGGGAUCUGUUGAAGGAGAUAUGUGUGCAUCUUCAACAGGAGUUGUAAGGGUGCAGUCAAGGAAGAAAGCGGAGAUGUUCCUAGUUCGAACAGAUGGAUUCUCCUGUGCUAGAGAAAAGGUGACUGAAUCUUCUUUGGCUUUCUCUCACCCUAGCACCCAGCAACAGAUGCUUAUGUGGAAGACUACACCAAAGAAUGUGUUAGUGUUGAAAAAGCUGGGGGACGAACUAAUGGAAGAAGCAAAAAUGGUCAUUUCUUUUCUAUAUCACCAAGAGAAAAUGAGUGUUCUUGUCGAACCUGAUGUUCAUGAUAUACUGGCUAGAAUUCCAGGCUUUGGAUUUGUUCAGACCUUCUAUACUCAAGAUACCAGUGAUCUACAUGAGAAAGUAGAUUUUGUGGCAUGCUUGGGUGGAGAUGGUGUCAUACUGCAUGCAUCAAAUCUAUUCAGAACUGCUGUUCCCCCUAUUGUGUCAUUUAACCUUGGUUCCCUUGGUUUUCUGACUUCUCAUAAUUUUGAGGACUACAAGCAAGACUUACGACAAGUCAUCCAUGGAAAUACUACACGAGAUGGUGUCUACAUUACUCUUAGAAUGCGUCUCCGAUGUGAAAUUUUUCGUAAUGGUAACGCAAUGCCAGGGAAGGUAUUUCACAUCCUCAAUGAGGUUGUUGUUGAUCGGGGUUCUAAUCCAUACCUUUCAAAAAUUGAAUGCUACGAACAUGAUCGACAUAUAACGAAAGUACAAGGUGAUGGAGUCAUUGUGGCCACCCCUACGGGAAGUACUGCCUAUUCCACAGCUGCUGGAGGUUCCAUGGUCCAUCCAAAUGUUCCGUGCAUACUUUUCACCCCAAUCUGUCCACAUUCGCUUUCAUUCAGACCAGUCAUUCUUCCAGAUUCUGCUCAACUAGAAUUAAAGAUUCCAGAAGAUGCAAGAAGUAAUGCCUGGGUUUCAUUUGAUGGGAAGAGAAGGCAGAAACUGUCAAGAGGAGACUCUGUCAGAAUAUGCAUGAGUCAGCAUCCCCUUGCAACUGUUAACAAGUUUGACCAAACUGGUGAUUGGUUCCGCAGCUUGAUUCGCUGCCUCAAUUGGAAUGAGAGACUUGAUCAAAAGGCUCUAUAAUGCAUAUGAAAAUGAAGAACAGAUAUGGAUUAUCUUACCAUGUAGACAGGCGUUGUGUAAUUAGUAUAGAAAUUGUACAUUUAGAUGACUAAACAUAGCAGAUACUACCAAUAUAUUGCAUUGGCUUCCAUUGUAAAGAUAGGGUGUGCCAAUGAUUUUACAUGUUACAAAGGCAAUUUGCGGUUGUAUAUACAAACUUUAAUAACAAGCAUUAAAUUGUUUACUUUAGAA